This is a messenger RNA of Centruroides sculpturatus (bark scorpion), 3036 nucleotides long. RefSeq names its product neurotactin-like. The transcript is spliced from 8 exons. Lineage: Eukaryota; Metazoa; Arthropoda; Arachnida; Scorpiones; Buthidae. The record is from RefSeq and is a predicted model, not a curated record. The coding region runs from base 152 to 2281 and encodes 709 amino acids.
AUGAAAGCGAAUAUCGGCGUCUCUCCAGCACUCCUACAUUUGGAUCUUUCCGUUCAUCUUGUAGUGUCUUAAGAAUAUUCAACAGACUGAUCCCCUUUGGCUUUCAUUAGAAAAUUUUUCCACCCUCCAGUUUCAUUAUUUAAUAAACAAGAUGGGAGUGGAGGCUGAAGAUCAAGAUGUCUCUUCUCAACCGGAGGAAGAAACUCGAGAAAGUAAAAGUCCAGAUAAAGAACAGAUACUUAGCGAAGAAUUGGAGAAACAAGAAUCGACGAAGGACGAAGUGGACGGUGAGAAAUUUCAAGAUUCAGUCACAGAAGACAAGGAGGAGGAACCCGAAGAAGAAGAGACUGAAAACUGCACCCAAAAAAGUCCUAAAUUAAAAUUAUGGAAUAGAUUAUUUAAACGCGGAAAAAAGUUGAAAAUUCAAGAAGCCGAUCUUCAAGAUACGGAAGCAGGUACCGAGCUUCUGGUUCACACCAAAGAAAAUGAAAUACAGAAUUCAUCAAAUAACAAAGACGAAGAUGAAAUGAAGAAGAACAGAAGUGGAACUGACGUCACACUUACUGUUACGGAUGAUCAAGAGGGAGCACCAGAAGAUGACAACAAAGACAGAAAAACAACUGAUCAGUCACGAGCAGUACGAAGACAAGUUAUUUUCGGGAGUAUUUUCGUGUUAUUUGUAAUAGUGGCCAUAACCCUGGCUAGCAUUUUAGGAAAUAAAUCCAGUUCCGAACCGGAAGUCAGGCUAGCACCCGUCACUCACGUGGACUGUGGAGCUGUACAGGGAGUCAUUGAACACGGUGUUUAUGUUUUCAGAGGUAUACCCUACGCUUUACCACCAGUUGGAGAUUUACGUUGGAAGCCAUCAGAAAUGGUAUCAGAUAUAAGAGAUUGUUGGUCCGAUACUUACAACGCCAUGUAUCCAGAAAAUUUAUGUUAUCAAGCCCCAAUAAAGGGCCGUGAACUUAAUUUUAGCGAAGAUUGCCUUUAUUUAGAUGUAAUUACACCGGAACCAUCGAGAGCCAAACAGAAACCCGUUGUUGUAUAUAUUCCUGGGAGUUCAUUGCUAGGUUACACAGAAGAGGAUAUAGAUUGGAGGCCACAUCCGAGACUGGCAAAAGAAAAGGAUGUUGUUUUUGUAAUUUUAAAUUAUAGAACCAAUAUAUUUGGUUUCUUAACACUCGAUUUGCUGUCUGCACAAGAAAGAUCGCCCAUAUCCGGUAAUUACGGUUUGCACGAUCAAUUAGCUGCUCUUAAAUGGGUUCAAAGAAAUAUCGAUGCGUUUGGUGGAAAUCCUGAAAAGGUGACAAUUUUUGCUCAUAAUUCAGCUGCAAUAGCACUUUUGUCAUCGAGAAAGAGUCAUGGUCUGUUUCAUCGUGUGUGGCUAACUGGCUUCCCUGCCAAAUUUACAAACAAGACGUUAAAUCAAACAAAUGAAGAAAAUUCUGAAUUUUUAAAGAAUAUCAAAUGCGAGACACUCAGUUGUAUGAUGAACAAGACAGAAGAAGAAGUAUUUACAGCAAUCCCAAAAUUUUGGCUUAAAGAAAGAGUUGCAGAUCUUCCUGAAGAAAAUGAAGAACCUAAUCCAACAUUAAUAGUUCAUGAUGGAAUCAUUUUGUAUGAUUCAAUAUUCAACAUGUGGAAAGAAGGAGAUCUUAAUCAAGUUCCUAUAGUCUUAGGUUCCACAGCUCAAGAAUUAGCUCCAAAAAUCGAAAUUCCGGAUAAAAAUACAUGGAAUUGGACCCAAUUUUCUGAUUACGUUACUAAACAUUUAGAUAAUUUUGGUACGAAUCUGACUGAAACCACAUUGAAUUUUUAUAAGAAAGAAGGUUCAAAUCCUGAAAUCGAAUUUGCUACAAUGGUAUCGGAUAUUAGGAUUACUUGCCCCAUUCACAGUCUUUCAGAGAUGCUUUCAGAAUUUAACAACAGUGGCAUAUAUACUUAUGUUGUUGAUUAUGUACCCAGUGCACCAUUAAAGUGGAGCGACGAAGCUGAAGAACUACAAAUGGCAAUACACGGAAUCGACGUCGUCGCAAUUUUUGGUUUACUUAGUGACUACAUUCAGUUAAACGAAAAAGAUAAGGCAUACCAAUCAGUAAUUCAAGACAUUUUUUAUAAUUUUGUACGUAAUGGCGAACCUUACGCUAAUGGUUCCCCAUUGAAAUCAACAGGUUACGUUAACACAAUUAAGCAAAGUAUGACAAGUUAUCCAGCACCCUAUAAGAACUGCUAUAUUUGGAAGCCUGAAGAUUUGGAUUAUAAAUAUGGAUACGCGAACUAAAUUUAAUAAUUGUUUUAGUUCUUUUUUGGCAGGUGGAAGCACCAUAAAUUUGCUUUGGAUGCCAUCCUAAUUUAGGCUUUGGCGGAUGUUACAGCUGCUAGUCAAGUGCGGAUGGUCAGUGCUCAAUAUAUUAUUAAUUUUCUCAUCAACGCACAAAAUAUUGGUACUUAUCGGAAAUUUUUAAGAAUUAACCAACAGAAAUUUAAUAAAAUUUGAAGACGUUUUUCAGGAUUUUUCAACAGAGAAUACCUUAAUUGAAACUAAUGAAAUUUCAUCCAAUCUGUGCUACCAUCUGCCAAAUCUUUUCUAAAACAUUAAAAUUAAGAUAAAAUUUUUUAAAAAAUUUAAAUAAAUUAAUUAAAAUUCUUAUAAUAUUUAUAAAAGAAACACGACAUUUUUAAAAGGGUAUUUUUAAUGAAAAUUAUUAUUUAAGUUUCAGAUGAAAAUCUGGAAAUUUCAGAUGAAGAAGGCAUCUGAAAAAAAAUUUUUUAAUAGAUUUUUUUUAAUUGAAUUUUAUUUCAAUUUUAUAUUGAAAUAAAAUGUUUUUUUAUACUUAAAAAAAGAACAUGAAUGUAAUUUGUAGGAUAUGUGCAUAAAUCUAUGUUAUUUGAUAAUUUGUCCAGUGCCGUCCAAUUCAUCAGGUCAGUUAAAUAGAUGCAAUUUUUUCCUCGAUUGCAUGGCAAUAUUUUCAAUUAAAAUAUUAAAAAUUAAAUUUUUUAAAAAAUUAUUUAUAUUAAAAUAACAUCCUCUACACA